Hyaloscypha bicolor E is the source of this 1400-nucleotide messenger RNA. RefSeq names its product inosine monophosphate dehydrogenase. Bases 221 to 1213 code for a protein of 330 amino acids. Gene Ontology annotation, molecular function: nitronate monooxygenase activity. The record is from RefSeq and is a predicted model, not a curated record. Lineage: Eukaryota; Fungi; Ascomycota; Leotiomycetes; Helotiales; Hyaloscyphaceae. The transcript has 3 exons.
UCUUCACAGGGACGCUCGGUACACUUCAGUGUGCCUGUGCCUCGGCCCCGGCCAAAACGAUCGUGGGGAAGGACAUCAAGAGCUCAUGUCAACAAAGCCGACAUGAGUGUUGACCACUUCACCACUCCCGUAGACGACAAAUUAUAGAGAAUGAUAGAAUAGAGCGUCCUUUUGUACAGAUCACCAACCUUCUCUUCACCCACAUCAUACAUCAAACACAAUGCCAUUCAAUACAAAGCUGACGAAGGCGCUGGGCAUCAAAGUUCCCAUCGUUCAGGGAGGCAUGCAAUGGGUUGGAUAUGCUGAGCUCGCAUCGGCCGUCAGCAAUGCGGGCGGGUUGGGCAUCCUCACUGCUCUCACGCAGCCAACACCGGAAGACCUUCGAAAGGAAAUCCGAAAAUGCAAGACAAUGACCAAUAAACCGUUUGGCGUCAACAUCACACUUCUUCCGUCCAUGAAUGCACCUGACUAUGGAGCAUACGCACAAGUGGCUAUUGAUGAGGGCAUUCGAAUUGUCGAGACAGCCGGGAACAGCCCUGGACCAGUUAUCAAAAAGCUAAAGGCUGUUGGCACAAUCAUCCUCCACAAGUGUACCACCAUCCGUCAUGCCCAGAGUGCCAUCAAACUUGGUGUUGAUUUCCUAAGCAUCGACGGCUUCGAGUGUGCUGGACAUGUUGGCGAGACAGACAUUACGAAUUUCAUUCUUCUCAGUCGAGCUCGGCAAUCUCUCGAUGUGCCCUUCAUUGCGUCCGGAGGCUUUGCAGAUGGACAAGGACUUGCGGCUGCUCUGAGCUUGGGAGCUGAGGGUAUCAAUAUGGGCACCAGAUUUAUGUGUACUGUCGAAGCACCCAUCCACAAGAACAUCAAGGAGGAGAUCGUCAGAGCCCAAGAAACCGAUACAGAGCUCGUACUCCGACGAUGGAAGAAUACCAGCCGGUUAUAUAAGAAUAAAGUAACAGAUGCGGCGGUGAAAAUCGAGAAGGAGAGUAAGACGGGCAAAUUCGAGGAGGUCGCGCCAUACGUAAGCGGCAAAAGGGGUCGAGAGGUCUUCAUCAAUGGAGAUCCUGAUUAUGGAGUUUGGACCGCAGGCCAAGUAAUUGGCCUCAUUCAUGAUAUCCCUACAUGUGAUGAGUUGGUCAAGAGGAUUGAGCGGGAGGCAGAGGAGACUUUGAACAAAGCAUCUGCGCUCAUUGCGCCUGCCAGCAAGCUCUGAUUGUACAUUUAGAAAUACAAUGACUCGUUUUGACGUUCUCUGACGGGGUACCAUUGCUUUUUAGAUGGUGGGUGAACCGAAUGUCUAUUAUAGCACAGCCAAGCGGUAGAUGGGCUUUAUUGCCCUGGCGGAAAUCCUCCUGAGGCCGUCAACACUAAGCAAAAAGCCCAAUUUUUAUGAUCUUUCC